Molecule: messenger RNA, 741 nt
Organism: Lodderomyces oxycetoniae
Lineage: Eukaryota; Fungi; Ascomycota; Pichiomycetes; Serinales; Debaryomycetaceae
Source: the annotation of a RefSeq genome assembly
AUGUUUUAUUCACCAUUAGAUCAAUUUGAAAUAAAGCCAUUAAUAUAUAUUAACAAUAAUUAUACAUUAGGUUUAACUAAUUAUAUAUUAUAUUUAAUAAUAGUUUUAUCAAUAAUAAUAUUUUAUAAUAGUAUAAUACGUUCUUCAUAUCUUGGAUCAACACGUUGAGGAGUAGUAAUAUUAUCUAUAUAUGAUACUAUACUUAAUUUAGUAUUUAGUCAAAUAGGACGUAAAGGAGGAUAUUAUUUUCCAUUAAUAUUUAGUAUAUUUAAUUUCUUAUUUAUAGCUAAUUUAAUAUCAAUGAUACCUUAUUCAUUUGCAAUAUCAGCUCAAUUAGUAGCUGUAGUAUCUUUCUCAUUAGCUUUAUGAUUAGGUAAUGUAAUAUUAGGUUUAUAUUUACAUGGUUGAGGUUUCUUUGCAUUAUUUGUACCUGGUGGUACUCCUUUACCUUUAGUACCUGUAUUAGUAUUAAUAGAAUCUCUUUCAUAUACAUCUAGAGCUAUAUCUUUAGGUUUACGUCUUGGUGCUAAUAUCCUAUCUGGUCAUUUAUUAAUGUUAAUCUUAGGUAGUUUAAUAAUUAGUUUAAUGUCUACUAAUUUAUUAGGUUUUGUUAGUGGUAUCAUACCUAUUUUAGCUGUAGUAGCUAUAACUAUAUUAGAAUUUGGUAUUGCUAUUAUACAAGCUUAUGUAUUUAGUAUAUUAUUAUCAGGUUAUAUUAAAGAUUCUGUAGAAUUACAUUAA